UUUUGCUUAACAACAAAAAAAGUGUAAGUAAGUAGUAAACAAGAUACUUGGUAAAACAAGCGUUUAAAAAAUUGAAUAAUAAUGGAUAAGAACGAGCGUGAGCAACGGUUUGAUGGCUUGCUGUUUUCACUGGCAGAACAGCAUCCAUCUGGUGUUUUAGAUCUUCUUCAAACUAUCGCUGGAUUUUUGGCACGUAAAACGGACUUUUUUACUGGAGGAGAUGAUGGUGAAUGGGAAAAAGUUUUGAUUAAUACGUUCAAAAAGGAAGGUGCACAAGCUAUAGAAGCAGCAAAGCAAAAGAGACGUGAAAAAGAGGAAGCCGAAAAGAGACGUCAAGACACCAUUAAGAAGAAGAAAGAAGAGGAAGAAGCAGCAGCAGCAGCUCAAAGUAAAUCAGCUACAAUUACAGAAUUGACUGACGAAGAAGCUGAAAAUCUGCAAAAAGAAAUUGAUGGUAAAAAGAUUAAUGAAAAGAUACCAGAAGUUUCAAAGCCACUUACUGAGGAAGGAGAUGAGGAGCUGGAUGAAGAAGAAAAGAAAAAAUUGAAACCAAAUGAAGGAAAUGGAUGUGAUUUAGAGAAUUACCGUUGGACACAAUCAUUACAGGAAGUUGAGCUACGAGUUCCAUUUAAGAACAUUGCAAAUUUAAAGGCAAGAGAUGUAUGUGUAGUAUUGACAAAGAAGAACAUCAAGGUUGGAUUGAAAAAUCAAACACCUGUUAUAGAUGGCGAGCUUUAUGCUGAAAUUAAGACUGAUGACUCACUUUGGACAAUUGAUAAGAAUACGAUUGUAGUUACUUUUGAGAAAAUCAACAAAAUGAGUUGGUGGGAUAAAAUUAUUAAAUCAGAUCUACCAAUUUCAACUCGCAAAAUUAAUCCUGAGCCAUCAAAACUAUCAGAUUUGGACGGAGAAACAAGAUCGAUGGUCGAAAAAAUGAUGUAUGAUCAGCGUCAAAAAGAAAUGGGACUUCCAACAAGUGAAGAUCAAAAGAAGCAAGACAUAUUAUCAAAGUUCAUGACACAACAUCCUGAAAUGGAUUUCUCAAAAUGCAAAUUUAAUUAAAUGUCACGACUUUCUUCAUACGCUCUGCACCAUUUUGUCAAACUGAUUUUCUGUACUCAAUUCUUUUAUAUUUUGCCUUAAAUAAUAAUCAAGUCAAUAAAUAUCACAAAAUUAAAGAAAUUCACGCUCUAGUUGAGUAACAUAAGAAUCCGAUAAUUUUAAAUUCUACAUGCUGUAUUCAGCACUAGUCAGCUAAUGUAUUGUAGAAAUGAAAUGAAG
Messenger RNA from Chironomus riparius, 1281 nucleotides. The record is from the annotation of a GenBank genome assembly. NCBI's taxonomy places the organism in Eukaryota, Metazoa, Arthropoda, Insecta, Diptera, Chironomidae.